Messenger RNA from Tribolium castaneum (red flour beetle), 1871 nucleotides. Its product is annotated as choline transporter-like protein 1. The transcript has 14 exons. The record is from RefSeq and is a predicted model, not a curated record. Bases 69 to 1817 code for a protein of 582 amino acids. Gene Ontology annotation, molecular function: transmembrane transporter activity. NCBI's taxonomy places the organism in Eukaryota, Metazoa, Arthropoda, Insecta, Coleoptera, Tenebrionidae. Gene Ontology annotation, biological process: transmembrane transport.
AUUGUUGUUUUGAUGUACAAUUUGAGCCUUUUUCCACUGAAUGUCAAAAUUAACGUCAAUUUUUCACAAUGAGCAUCCAAAAUAUUCAAAGAGAGACCAGCGAACCCGCAUUUAAAGCACUCCCAGUUGAACCUAUUCGUGUGUUUCGACGGCUUGAUCCUUCCAAACCGAUUGACUUGCCUGAAACGGCCGCAAACCGAAAAUGUACCGAUAUUCCGUUCCUUCUAAUUUUCGAAAUGUUUCAAAUUAUUCUCAUUAUUUCCUCUGUUUACAUUGCCUCAGUCAGCGACUGGAAAAUUAUAGAUUUGGGAGCCGACGAAUGUAAAAACACUUGCGGAAUGAAGAAUGUUGUAAAAUACAACAAAAAAUGUCCAUUAAAAGACUACACAGGCUUUCCAUACAUUAUCGAAUCCGAAAAACGAUGUGUUUCAGAAGCCGAAUGCAAAGAAAGAAACUGGGUUGUUAUAUAUAAAGAGUGUCUGAGGAAUGAUUCCCUGACCGAAGAAGAAGCCGAUUACGUUCGACAAUUAAUUUCUUGGGAGAAAACUUACAAAACUAGUCUAAUACUACUCGUCAUAACACCAAUUAUUGCCUCAGUCCUAGCCAUGAUGGUAUUUCUCGCGUUUAGGUGGAACGCAUUUGUUACGUUUUACACUUUUGGGGCUCUUUCAAUCGUAAUGUUUCUAUUCGUGACUCCAACUCUCUGGUACAUAAUAUAUUACCUUACUGUUAAAACAAACCUAGGAUGGCAAACUCUUUGGUAUCUGUACGUUGCGGCUGUGGUUUGCACAAUAAUUACCAUUACCCUGCCCAUUUUAUUUUUGUGGCGUCGUCAACAAACGAAAUUUUUGAUCCAACUGUAUCGGGAAGCGAUUCCUGCUAUUUUCAGAUCAAAUUACAUGCUCUUCGCGCCCCUAAUCGCGACUCUGGUUCUGGAGGUGUUAGCAGUUAUUGCUUUCUUUCUGUUCGGGUUUUCGCAAAGUGUGAAAGUGCCACAAAAUUCGUCCUUCCCCGUUGAAAGAACGUUUUAUGUCGUUUUCAUGUUGUUUAUGGGAUACUGGAUAUUCACAUUUUCCGUAGGAUGUCAGAAUAUGAUGACGGCUGGCGUAGUCGCCAGUUAUUAUUUCUCAAGGGACAAAAAUUCCUUAGAGAAUCAGUAUUUAAAAUUUGCCAAAAUCGUGGUACGUUAUCAUUUGGGUACAGUUGCCGCGGGAUCGUUGACAAUAACAUUGGUAUCAAUCCUCAAGUUCGUGAUUAACCGGUUUAGGGCCCGCGACUCGGAAUGGUGUAAUGAAGUUUUGUAUUUACUCUGCCACUGUAUGGAAGAAUUCUUGCAUUAUGUUAGCGUCAAAGCGUACAUAAUGACAGCUAUCCAUGGUCGAAGUUUUCUGAAGUCGGGCAAAAGAGCAGUUAGAGUGAUGUGGCUCCACUUUUUGGAUUUGGUCCAAGUGGACGCAUUCAAUGUUCUAGCAAUGUUCUCCGCCGGUGUUAUCAUUACUCUUGUUUGCCUUUUUAUCGCAUAUGCCGUUGUGGCGGAAGAGCAUGAAACUUUUAUCCUUGCUAAUUUGAUCAUAGUACUUGGCCUGGCCGCUGUUACACUGUAUCUCUUUCUCUCAAUGAUAAGUGUUUCCAUCGGAACACUGUUCCUGUGUUACUGUGAAGACCGCCACAUGAACGAUGAUACGGACCAACCUUAUUAUAUGAGCCCACAACUUGAGGAAGCAGUGAGUGAAGCUCUAGAGUUCGCUAUUAGGACAAGGUUGGAAAAGGCGCUUCGACGUGGGCAAAUUUCUCAAAACAGUGCUCCAAAUGUUUAAUUUUAAUGUAGUAAAGUACAACAGACAAAUAAAUAAUUGUGUAAAUUGUCAAAA